AGAUGGCAGCUGCCUGUAACAGGCGUGUUGCUUGCAUGGCAAAUACAUUUAUCUAGUUUUUUGUAGAUUAAAAUACAUAGGGAAAAUUAUUAAAUGUUUUGGAAAUUUUGGUAUUGCUAGUUAUUCGUUUUUCCAUCACUUACAGUUGCGCAGCAAGAACGCAUCAGUGAAGGUUUGGCAGGGGAACACCGUUAGCUAGCUUAGCUGUAUUCCCUGUACUGAGAGCAUUAGUCCGGGUGAAAUAGUCAGCUAUGGCUGCCUCAACAUUAUUCGUUCGGGGUUUGCCAGCUUCAGCAAACAAUGAGCGUUUGGAGGAGGUAUUUUCUGAAAUUGGACCAUUGAAGCACUGUUUUGUUGUAAAAGAAAAGGGCGCUGAUAAAUGUCGUGGGUUUGGAUAUGUGACCUUCGCUAUGGAGGAGGAUUCUCAGAAGGCGCUAAAGGAGAUUAAAGAAUACGAUGGAAAGAAAAUAUCAGUGGUUGUGGCAAAGAAGAAACAGAACGACAAGAAGAAAACAGCACCCAAACCAGAACCCAAACCAGAACCCAAGGAGCAGCCUCCUGUUGAGAAGAAGCCAAAGGUUUUGACUUACCAGAAGAAGGCCAGACUGAUCAUACGGAAUCUCAGUUUUAAGUGUUCUGAAGAGGACCUGAGGCAGGUGUUCUCUGCAUUUGGCACGGUUCUAGAUGUUAACAUUCCUCUGAAACCAGAUGGGAAGAUGCGGGGCUUCGCCUUCGUCCAGCUGAAGAACGUCCUCCAGGCAGGAAAAGCUCUGAAAGCCACAAACCUGAAAGAGAUCAAAGGUAGGCAGGUGGCGGUAGACUGGGCCAUCGCUAAGGACAAGUACGUCUCCACUCAGCCCACGUCCUCCUCAGGAAAUGCCAAACAGCCAGAAGAAGUGGCAAAGGAGGCUGAGGAAGACUCUGAAGAGGAGGAAGAGGUGCCUGAAAAGCCAGGCAACAAGACAGUGGCACAGAAAGUUCAGGGCAGCACCAAGGCCGUGAAACAGGAAGUCAAGCACAGCACCAAGAUGGUGAAACAGGAAGUCAAGCACAGCACCAAGGCAGUGGAAAAAGACAUGGAGUCUGACAGUGACAGUGAGGAAGAUGAAGAUGAAGACGAAGAUGAAGACUCCGAAGACAGUGAUGCCGGAUCUGAUGAUGAUGAUGAUGAUGAUGAUGAUGAUGAUGACGAUGACGAUGACGACGAUGACGACGAUGAUAAUGACGAACCUCCCGCCAAGAAGAAGCUGUUGCCAUCAGAUGUCCAGGAGGGAAAGACUCUGUUUAUCAGAAACCUCUCCUUCGACACCGAGGAGGAGGGAUUAGAGGAGGUUCUGCUGCAGUUUGGGGAACUGAAGUACAUCCGUGUGGUCCUGCACCCUGACACUGAGCACUCCAAAGGUUGUGCUUUUGCUCAGUUCAAGAUGAAGGAGGCUGCAGAUCGGUGCCUUGCUGCUGCUCAGGAUGAGUCUGAGAGCGGGGGUGUAAGGGUUGACGGACGGAAGCUGAACAUUGUGCUGGCUGUCAGUCGGGAGGACGCUGUGAAGCUGAAGGAUAAGAAAGUGAAGGUCCAGACAGGAACCAGGAACCUUUACCUCGCCAGAGAAGGCUUGAUCCGUUCGGGAACCCAAGCUGCAGAGGGCGUACCGGCAACUGACAUGGCUAAAAGAUCUAGGUUUGAGGAGCUGAAGAGGGUGAAGUUGCGGGACAUAAACGUGUUUGUGUCGAAGACGCGACUGUGUGUCCACAACCUGCCUAAAUCGGUGGAUGUGAAGAAACUGCGUAUGAUGUGUCUGAAGGCUGCUGGUGGAGGGAAAGGUGUACGCAUCACCGAGUGCCGUGUGAUGUAUGACAGAAAACCUGAGGGAGGGCAGAUUUUGGGGCGCUCGUUGGGGUAUGGCUUCGUUCAGUUUCAGGAACACGAGCACGCCCUCAACACACUGCGGCACCUCAACAACAACCCAGAAAUCUUCGGCCCGCAGAAGAGACCCAUAGUGGAGUUCUCUCUUGAAGACGGUCGGAAGCUGAAGAUGAAAGAGAUGCGCUCACAGAAGCACACGCAGCGUUUGAAAAAGGGUGGACCCCAGGGUGUGGCCCCAGGCGGGGCAGGGCCUCCGCAGAAGAGAGGGGGUGGAGUUUUUAAGGAAGCAGCCCCUCAGAGCGGAGCCAGAGGUCCUCAGGGCGGAGCCAAUGGUCCUCAGGGCGGAGCCAAUGGUCCUCAGGGCGGAGCCAAGGGUCCUCAGGGCGGAGCCAAGGGUCCUCAGGGCGGAGCCAAGGGUCCUCAGGGCGGAGCCAAUGUUCCUCAGGGCGGAGCCAAUGGUCCUCAGGGCGGAGCCAAUGGUCCUCAGGGCGGAGCCAAGGGUCCUCAGGGCGGAGCCAAGGGUCCUCAGGGCGGAGCCAAGGGUCCUCAGGGCGGAGCCAGGGGUCCUCAGGGGUCGAAAACGUUCUCAGGGUUCAGGACCAACCCAGAGGUGGAGGAGGUGGAACUAGCUGAUGGAAAGAAACGCAAGAAAAUCCUGCUCUUCCCCUCACACCGAGGGCCUAAGAUCAGGGAACGGAACCGGGGUAAAGCUCAGCCAGUGGCCCCCAAGAGGAGUGGGGGCCGGCCCAGCAGGAAGGAGCGAAAAGUUGGCCUCUCUGUGCAGAAACCGACACAGCCCCAAAAACGGGCUGCCAAGAUGCCCAAGAAGAGGGUGAGAAAUAAUGAGGACCAGCGGUUUGACAGUCUGGUGGAGCAGUACAAGAAGAGGAUUCUCGGAAAUCCCAAAGCACCAGCGGUUAAGAAGAGCAAGUGGUUCAACAGCUGAUUCCUCAUUCUCGUGUGUGUGUGACUGUCUGUGUGUUCGACUGCGUGUGUAUGUGCCAUUGAUUUGAAAAGAUCAGUAGCUGUGAUAGGCUGUGGUGUCCGUUUUUACAUUUUAUAGAUAAACACAUACAUGUGGAAAGUGUUUGUACAGGUGCCACAUUUUAGAAAUGGUUUGAAAUGAACCAGGCUCACUUUGUUUUUGAAAUGUUUCUACUUUACUAGGAAUACUUCAGUACAAACUGGUAUUUUUACUUCUGAACUUUAUGUUGUUAUAUUUCAUAUUUAAAAAAAACAAAAAAGCAAAUUAAACUGUGCUUCAGAAUAAUAAACGGCUAUUCCAACAGUGA
This is a messenger RNA of Conger conger (European conger), 3153 nucleotides long. It is a transcript of the gene rbm28, whose product is annotated as RNA binding motif protein 28. Gene Ontology annotation, molecular function: RNA binding. The record is from RefSeq and is a predicted model, not a curated record. NCBI's taxonomy places the organism in Eukaryota, Metazoa, Chordata, Actinopteri, Anguilliformes, Congridae. The transcript is spliced from 19 exons. Bases 252 to 2807 code for a protein of 851 amino acids.